CUGAUUACUGGAGCCACCUUGGAACUAUAAGGUUGUAAUGCAUUCCGCCAUUGUGAUGUGUUUUAUCUUUAUCAGAAAACAUAGAAAUAAUAGACAUAACUAUCUCUCAUUGCUAUUUUCUUCUCAUUUUCUUAGUUCCUUGAGUAUCUCAUUACGUCUGUUCUUGGAACGCCUAAAAAGCAUCCUUUCAAGCACAUUCUCUACUGCUACACUUAACAGUCAACAACAUGUAUUUCACUUCCAUUAUCGCUGUCACCGUCCUGGCUUUCUCUUCUGCUGCCUUGGCUGCUCCGUACAACCAGGACAGUUCGACAGUUACUACCGCGACUGGCACAGGUGCGCCCACCGUAACGGUGACGCUUAAUCCACUCGAAUCUCUUGGUCUUUCCAAGACGCAACAGGUCCUCCUGUCAGAUACUCGAGUUGAUGCGCUCAACAAUGUCUUGACCAGCAACGAGGACUUCAAGUUUAGCUUCCUAGAUAAGAAGACUGGCGGCCCUGGUAGAGGUGGUGAGAUCGUCGCAGCCAACCGCAAAACCUUUCCUGCCCUUACGAACACUGGCGUUGGUGCCGCUGUGGCUUUCCUCAAGCCUUGCGGUUUCAACACUCCUCAUGUUCACCCACGCGCGACCGAGUUGGCCAUCGUUGUCCAGGGCACUGUUGUCUCGUCCAUGUUCCCAGAGAACCAAGUCAACACGGACGGCAAGCCUCGCGAGAUAUUGAACACUCUCAAGCCGUUUGACACGACCGUAUUUUACCAGGGUUCUGUUCACUCACAGUUCAAUCCUGACUGCGAGGAUGCCGUAUUCGUUGCCGCCUUCAACUCUGAAGAUGCUGGUACUGGCCAGGUCGCUCAGGAACUAUUCGGCCUUUCUAACGAAGAUCUCACGGCUGCUAUCUUUGGCAAUCAGAUUGAUGGUGCCGAUGUUGAUAAGCUCAAGAGCCAGAUUUCCACCAAUGUGGCUCUUGGCGUUGAGGAAUGCCUGAAGAAGUGCAAUAUUCCCAAGCGCAAGUGAGCUUUCCUAUAGAUUAUGAUGGCACGGUAUGCAAUAGAGCGAUAAUGAUACCCUCAUAGAAUAGACGGUCCAUGUGUAUUGAAGUUGUUGAAGCAGGUUGUUUAGCAUUGCAUUAGCCUGGAGUUUUGGGUAGAAUUCUUUAUACUUUUUUUUUUUUUUAAUAUGCUUUGAGCGUUUCUCAUUGCAAAGUUGUUUGCAACUAGUCAAAAAACACAAAAGUUUCCUCUGGAAUUGUUCGAUUGAUCACACAAUGACCGACCCGAAUCAUCCCCUUUUUUAUGUCCUAAUGGUUAGAGGUAGAAAUUUAGGUUUGUUCCUAGAUCUAGUCUAGUGCAGUAAAGCCGCAAACCAGCUAAACAACUGUAUUGGCUAUAUUUGUAUCCUCAACACCGAAACCUCUGCUUGGGGUCGAGAGAUUUAUCGUUGGUUCUUGUGUGUCAUUACUAUUUCUUAAUCUCGG
Truncatella angustata is the source of this 1476-nucleotide messenger RNA. Its product is annotated as RmlC-like cupin domain-containing protein. Lineage: Eukaryota; Fungi; Ascomycota; Sordariomycetes; Amphisphaeriales; Sporocadaceae. The transcript is spliced from 2 exons. Bases 228 to 1016 code for a protein of 262 amino acids. Gene Ontology annotation, molecular function: manganese ion binding. Gene Ontology annotation, cellular component: cell wall. The record is from RefSeq and is a predicted model, not a curated record.